AUGGGCUCGGCCCCAGUGAGCUCCUUGGCCCGGAGGCUUUUCUCCCGCCGUGGAAGUCGGAGGAGGGCUGGGGAGGAGACGCUGGUGAGAUGCAGGCUGACAGGCUUACCCCGGCAGAUGGGCUCGGCCCCAGUGAGCUCCUUGGCCCGGAGGCUUUUCUCCCGCCGUGGAAGUCGGAGGAGGGCUGGGGAGGAGACGCUGGUGAGAUGCAGGCUGACAGGCCACGAGAUGCCAUGUCGGCUGUCAGAGCUGCAGGCGUAUACUAAUGGCAAGAAGUAUCAGCGGCUGAUAAAGACAGCCAGAGAGUUUGACUAUGGCAAGUUUGAGCCCCAUAUAGUGCCCAGCACAAAGAAUCUACACCAGCUGUUUUGCAAGCUCACUCUCAGACACAUCAACAAGUUUCCAGAGCACGUGCUGCGUCAUGUCCAAGGGAAGCGCUAUCAGAAGGCCCUAAAAACAUAUGAGGAGUGCCAGAAGGAAGGAGUGGAGUAUGUCCCUGCCUGCUUGCGACAGAAGAAGCAGCGGACACAGCACCCUGAUGACCAAAUGAACCGGAGCAGGCAGCCUUACAGAAAAGAGGAAUUCUGGGAGCCAAAGUCCAGUGAUGAGAAUGCAGAGGAGACGGACGACAGCAUGAGUGACCUGUACCCACCUGCACUCUUCCCAGAAAAAAUCCCAGCAACUCCACAAACCACAAAGGGCAGCGAUGACUUUGCAACAGACAGCGAGGAUGAUGGAACCAGGCAGAAUGGUGACGUGAACGGAGAGGACGGUGGGAGAACGGAUGUCAACAGAGCAGUUGGCAACAAAAGGGGAAAGAAACAGUCAGGCCCUUUAAAGAAGAAAUUCAAGAGUCAUCAUCGAAAAUCUAAGAUCUUCAAGAAAGCAACCAACGGCAAAUAA
This is a messenger RNA of Phaethon lepturus (White-tailed tropicbird), 903 nucleotides long. It is a transcript of the gene SURF2, whose product is annotated as surfeit 2. The record is from RefSeq and is a predicted model, not a curated record. NCBI's taxonomy places the organism in Eukaryota, Metazoa, Chordata, Aves, Phaethontiformes, Phaethontidae. Bases 1 to 903 code for a protein of 300 amino acids. The transcript is spliced from 7 exons.